This is a messenger RNA of Rubroshorea leprosula, 1926 nucleotides long. Lineage: Eukaryota; Viridiplantae; Streptophyta; Magnoliopsida; Malvales; Dipterocarpaceae. The record is from the annotation of a GenBank genome assembly.
AGCUUGUACCUGUCUGUCUUCACUCAAGAAGCAAAGGCAUAUUUCAUGGGUAAUGCUGUGGUAUCCUUUCUUGUGGAGAGGUUGGGUAACCUCCUGAUCGAGGAAACCACACUCUUAUGGGGUGUACGGGAUCAGUGUUCAGAAUUGGGUUUCAGAGAUAAGAGAUGCUGCUUAUGACAUUGAGGAUGGCAUUGACAUUUUUGUGCUUAAAUUUGCACCUCGAAAUGGAAGAAGAAUCCAUAAUCCCAUCACCAAAGGGAUAGCAAUUCACAACCUUGCUUCAAAAAUUGACAAGAUUAAAUCUCAAAUAAUUGAUCUCAUCAGAAGCUUACAAACUUAUGGAAUAACUACAAGAAAAGAAGAAGGAACUAGCUUCGCAUUUGAGAGGCAGAGGCAGCUCAGGUGGUCUUAUUCCCAUGUCGUUGAAGAGCAUAUUGUGGGUUUGAUGAAGAUAUAAGGCAACUGAUAACACAGCUGGUGAAUGAAGAGAAAUGCAGAGUUGUGUCUAUCAGUGGUAUAGGUGGUCUGGGAAAGACUACCACGGCAAAGGCUGUUUACCAUCAUGGUGAUAUAAGGAGACAUUUUGAAGGGUUUGCUUGGGCAUAUGUGUUUCAGCAGUGCAAAAGAAGAGACGUUUGGGAGGGGAUUUUGCUGAAACUUAUCACUCCAUCCAGGGAGGAGAGGGAGGAAAUUUUAAGAAUGAGAGAUGAUGAUUUGGCAAAGAAGCUUUCUAAAGUUCAGAAAGAAAAGAAGUGUUUGGUUGUGAUCGAUGAUAUUUGGAGCACUGAGGCAUGGUCUACUCUUAGUGCUGCUUUUCCAAAUGAAACUACUUCUGGUAGCAAAGUACUGCUUACAACACACCACAAAAAAGUAGCUUUGAUUGCUGACCGAGAGGGAUUUGUUUAUGAACCAAACUGUUUGAAUGAAGAAAAUAGUUGGGAGUUAUUCCAAAGGAAGGCAUUUCCAAGUAGAGGCGAUAUUCAGCUCAAAAUCAAUGAAGAUAAGGAGAACCGAGGGAGGGAAAGGGUGGAAGCCGGGCCAACCCAUGAACAAGCAAGAUUAUCUGAGGUAUUGGCUUUAAGUUACCAUGAACUGCCUUACCAAUUGAAACCGUGCUUCCGCUAUUUGAGUCAAUUACCUGAAGAUUUUGAUAUACCAACUAAAAAGUUAGUUCAGCAGUGGGUGGCAGAAGGCUUUGUGUUCUCACAGGACGAGAUAGAGGGAGAUGAAACAAUGGAGGAUGUUGCAGAAGGCUACCUACAUAGUUUGAUCAACAGGUGUAUGGUUCAAGUGGGAGUGAGGGGUUCAACUGGAACAAUUAAAACUUGUCGCCUUCAUGACCUUACGCAUGAUCUUUGCUUGUCGAAGGCAAGACAAGAAAGUUUCAAUGACAUAAUUGACCACUGGUGUGGGAAUGAGACCCUUGGUGCACUUCCAUCAUCCAUUGGAACAAGAUCAAUUAGAAAGAGUCGCAGGCUUUUGAUUCUUUUGAGGGAAGAUGUUGAUGAUCUUAUUCCACUGCAAUACAAGAAAAAUCAUAACCUGAGGUCCCUCUUCUUCUUCCGUUCAAAAAAACACAGAUUAGAUAUUGCACACAUAAUGAAUUCUGUAGUUUUCAAGUUCAGAUUGCUUAAAGUCUUGGAUCUUGAAGGAAUUAAAGGACCUGAGGUGAAGUUGCCAGCAGAUAUAGGAACUCCGACACAGCUGAGGUUCUUAAGUAUAAAGAAAACUCUUAUAAGAGAGUUGCCAUCAUCUUUGGUCAAUCUGGUGUUCUUGGAAACCCUGAAUUUGCAAACCAUAAAUAAGUUUUCUUGGGAAUCAAGUGUACAAUUGCCAGAUGUAUUAUGGAAGAUGGUGUGGUUGAGACAUCUAUAUCUUCCAAAGUGGUGGUGAUGUAACUGAUAAGUUGCAGCUGGCAAGUCUAAC